This is a messenger RNA of Sinocyclocheilus anshuiensis, 427 nucleotides long. Its product is annotated as gamma-butyrobetaine dioxygenase-like. The record is from RefSeq and is a predicted model, not a curated record. Bases 135 to 413 code for a protein of 92 amino acids. Gene Ontology annotation, molecular function: gamma-butyrobetaine dioxygenase activity. Lineage: Eukaryota; Metazoa; Chordata; Actinopteri; Cypriniformes; Cyprinidae. Gene Ontology annotation, biological process: carnitine biosynthetic process. Gene Ontology annotation, cellular component: mitochondrion. The transcript is spliced from 2 exons.
UUUUACUGCUGUGGUUUCCUACAAUAAAUACAUGGAGAAAUGCAGUAAAACUUUACAAGCCCAUAGUCACCUGUUCUGAUCCAUCGCCCCCUCUAUGAUUUCACAGACACACAUGGCAAGUGCAGGACAAGCCCAUGGCUAACAAUGUUGCCUACACUUCUGGAGAAUUGAGCCUUCACACAGAUUACCCUGCUCUGCACCAUCCACCUGGAGUGCAGUUCCUGCAUUGUGUCCGUCAGGCUGCUCAGGGCGGUGAGAGUGAAGUGGUUGAUGGGUUUCACAUGGCGGAGCAGCUCCGCAGGGAGGAUCCUGAGGCGUUUAACAUCCUCUCCUCGCUCAGGGUGGAUUUCACAGACAGCGGUGCUGACUACUGUGACUUCAGCGUGCAGUCCAAAAACCACAUUAUAGAGUAAGACAGACUGUGGCU